CUCCUACUUCUCCUCCGCUCGCUUCUCUAGAGUACUCAUAUCGCUCGUUAACUAAGAAUUAUUUGGCGAUGCUGCUUCUUCAUCUAUCAAAUGAGCUCCUGUGCUGUAUAGCAGAAAACCUCGAAUUAGAGAGAGAUAUCAACGCCUUUACACAAGCGAACUGCCGCAUCUACCGUCUACUAAAUCCCUACCUCUACCGUUACAACAUAAAGCAAUCUAAGAGCUCUGCGUUAUUGUGGGCUGCUCAGAAUGACCAAGAGGGAACGGCUCAGAAGUUGCUGGAGGAAAGGAUUCACGAUCAAGCUAUGAACGAUUAUUGGAUACCGCUCUGUGUGGCGGCAAGAAAUGGAUAUGGAGGGAUAGUAAAGCUGCUCCUCAGUAAGGGCACCAAAGUUAACGCUAAGGGCGCAUACUACGCACACGCACUCCGGGCAGCUUCAUACGGAGGCCACGAGACCAUUGCGAGGCUGCUGCUGGAGAAGGGCGCCGACGUCAACGCGGAGAGCGAAGAAUACGGCAACGCACUCGGGGCGGCCUCAUCUGGAGGUCACGAGGCGAUUGCGAAGCUACUGCUCAAGAACGGAGCAGAUAUUGAAUCCCGAGACCAAUUCGGCUACACACCGCUUAUCUCAGCAGCACGAGCGGGUCAUCUGGAAGUCGUUAAGCUGCUACUUGAGAAUGGGGCAGACUUUACAGUUUUUAGCGAUGCUCUCUGGAGACCGCAUGUUGUAGCUGCGCUUCACGGCCAUGUGAACGUAGUCCAGCUGCUGCUUGAAAAGGGAGCGGACCCAGCACAAAUACCUUUCGCAGAAGAUGACUGGACGCCGCUUAACGCAGCAGCACACGGGGGUCAUCUCGAAGUAGUUAAGCUACUACUUGAGAACGGGGCAGAUCUUACAGUUUUUGGUGACCAGCUCCGGAGAGCGCUUUCUGUAGCUGCGUUUCACGGCCAUGUGAACGUAGUCCAGCUGCUGCUUGAAAAGGGAACAAUCCCAUCAGCUUCAGUAGAAGACGGCUGGACGCCGCUUAUCUCAGCAGCAAAAGGGGGUCAUCUUGAAGUAGUUAAGCUACUACUUGAGAACGGGGCAGAUCUUACAGUUUUUGGUGACCAGCUCCGGAGAGCGCUUUCUGAAGCUGCGUUUCACGGUCAUGUGAACGUAGUCCAGCUGCUGCUUGAAAAAGGAACAGACCCAUCAGCUUCAGUAGAAGACGGUUGGACGCAGCUUAACGCAGCAACACGAGGGGGUCAUCUCGAAGUAGCUAAGCUACUGCUCGAAAAGGGAGCAGACUCAACAGUCUUGACAGAAGACAAUCGGGCACUACUUAACUCAGCAGCAAAAGAGAGCCAUCUAGAAGUAGCUAAGCUUGCUUAA
This is a messenger RNA of Periconia digitata, 1373 nucleotides long. The record is from the annotation of a GenBank genome assembly. Lineage: Eukaryota; Fungi; Ascomycota; Dothideomycetes; Pleosporales; Periconiaceae.